CCGCGGGCUCGCCUGCCGCCCCCCUAGCGGAAGAGCGGUGCGCGGCGCGGCUCCUCGCCCGCCCGGCCCGGCCCUGCCCUGCCCGCCGCACCCCGCGAGCUCGCACGGAGGCGCCUCUCCGGGCGCGAGCGCGCCUGCUGGCCAUUUCCUAAUUCUGAAUCAUGUCUGAUAACGGAGAACUGGAAGACAAGCCCCCGGCCCCUCCCGUGCGAAUGAGCAGUACCAUCUUUAGCACUGGAGGCAAAGAUCCUUUGUCAGCCAAUCACAGUUUGAAACCUCUGCCCUCUGUUCCAGAGGAGAAGAAGCCGAGGAAUAAAAUCAUCUCCAUAUUCUCAGGCACGGAGAAAGGAAGUAGAAAGAAAGAAAAAGAGCGGCCAGAAAUUUCUCCUCCGUCUGAUUUUGAGCACACCAUCCAUGUUGGGUUUGAUGCUGUUACUGGAGAAUUUACUGGCAUGCCGGAGCAGUGGGCUCGCUUGCUGCAGACUUCCAACAUCACCAAGCUGGAGCAGAAGAAGAACCCGCAGGCCGUGCUGGAUGUGCUCAAGUUCUACGACUCCAACACGGUGAAGCAGAAGUACCUGAGUUUCACUCCUCCGGAGAAAGAUGGCUUCCCUUCAGGAACACAAGCACUGAAUGCCAAGAGCUCAGAAACGUCAGCAGUGGUGACCGAGGAAGAUGACGAUGAUGAAGAGGCUGCUCCUCCCGUCAUUGCCCCUCGCCCCGAUCACACGAAAUCAAUUUACACACGCUCUGUGAUUGACCCCAUUCCUGCCCCAGCGGGUGAUUCUCACGUAGAUGGUGGGGCCAAGUCUACAGACAAACAAAAAAAGAAGACCAAGAUGACAGAUGAAGAGAUUAUGGAGAAAUUAAGAACUAUUGUGAGCAUAGGUGACCCUAAGAAGAAGUAUACGAGAUAUGAAAAAAUUGGACAGGGGGCCUCUGGUACAGUUUUCACUGCUACUGAUGUGGCACUGGGGCAGGAGGUCGCUAUCAAACAGAUUAACUUACAGAAACAGCCCAAAAAGGAAUUGAUCAUUAAUGAGAUUAUGGUGAUGAAAGAAUUAAAGAACCCCAACAUAGUUAACUUCUUGGACAGUUAUCUGGUGGGGGACGAGUUGUUUGUCGUCAUGGAGUACCUGGCUGGUGGGUCACUCACUGAUGUUGUCACAGAAACAUGCAUGGAUGAAGCUCAGAUUGCCGCUGUGUGCAGAGAGUGUUUACAGGCUUUGGAGUUUUUACAUGCCAAUCAAGUGAUUCACAGAGACAUCAAAAGUGACAAUGUGCUUUUGGGAAUGGAAGGAUCAGUUAAACUUACCGACUUUGGUUUCUGUGCCCAGAUCACCCCUGAGCAGAGCAAGCGCAGCACUAUGGUUGGGACCCCUUACUGGAUGGCGCCCGAGGUGGUCACACGGAAAGCAUACGGUCCCAAAGUGGACAUAUGGUCUCUGGGCAUCAUGGCUAUCGAGAUGGUGGAAGGAGAGCCUCCAUACCUCAAUGAGAACCCUCUGCGGGCCUUGUAUCUGAUAGCCACUAAUGGAACCCCAGAACUUCAGAAUCCAGAGAAACUUUCUCCAAUCUUUCGGGAUUUCUUAAAUCGAUGUUUGGAAAUGGAUGUGGAGAAAAGGGGGUCAGCCAAAGAAUUGUUACAGCACCCCUUCCUGAAACUGGCCAAACCAUUGUCGAGCUUGACACCACUGAUCAUGGCGGCGAAGGAAGCGAUGAAGAGCAACCGUUAGCAUCACUACCGUGGCUUGCAUUCCUCUCCAUUUUUCUAAAGAAGUCUUUUAAUAUAUGAAAAUGAGUACUCACUUGGAAGUUUAAAGAAAUGGUCUGCAUGACGUGGAGGAAAAUCACAAACUAGUCCCUGAAGACAACCAAGAGAAAAUUGCAAAAAGAGAAUUACGACUUUCAAACGAACCCCUUCUUUAGGGUCCAAAAGGAGUGGUGGACUGAAUCACUGUGCUUACGUCUGCAGCAGACAGCCUAGCAGGCCACUUACCAUGCUAUUUGCAUUCUAUUUCACUGACUUUGUCACAGUAGAUCCUGUUCGUGGUUUCCUUCGGGGUGUUUUCAAUACUUGAAUGGCAGAUUCGAGUUUUUCAGAGUAUUCGUUUCAUCUGCUGCUUUCCUGUUCUCCUUCCUAGCUUUCCUUUUCUUUGAUUUGUUUCAUUUGACUUGCUUUGAGAAGUUUUUCUCAUGCCUAAGUUCAAGGCAAGUAAGAUAGAAAUGAUGUAGCUUUUGAUAUUGACAAAGGAGGUUGAUACGGUUUAACCUUUUUUAGAAGUUAGAACCAGCUAUUGUUACAUGUAAUAUUUCAGCUCAGAACUUGAACUGAAGGAAGGGGAAGAAAAGUAUGUGAUUUUUACUUUUUUUUAACAAAUGUGAAAGAGUCAUUUUUAGAAAUUUCAUGGUAGUGAGUUUGGCAUUUGUUGUUACAUGUAUAGAAAGACUAAUAAUCUAUAUUUAUAAUUAAAUCAUUGAACCAGAAAAAGAAUCCACGGACUGUACAUCCUUACAUUUUGUGUUCCUUUUUGACCUGUUUCCUCUUCAGAUUUGGCUUCUGGAACCAAAGUUAUUUGUUCUUGCUCCAAUUUGGGCCUUAUGACUUUGUUUGGUGCCGCUACCUGCCCUUUCCCCUUCAUCUUAGAAAUAUGUUUCUGUAUAUGUUGCAGCGUUAGGUGUUUUUUCCGUUGAUUAACCCUCUCUCACUUCUUAUGAACACCCCUGUUCCCUGUGGAAAUAGUACAAUAACCAUUGAGUUUUCAGAACUGAAAAGUUCUUUUCUUUUCCCUUUUAAAAGGAAAAAUGUUUGGGGCUAGCAAAAACAAAAGUAAAGACGUGAAGCUUGAUGAGUUCUAAAAUAGAAUCAUGAGAGAUAUGUCAGUGUUCCAGACAUGCAGCUUACGAUCAGUGAACUGUAAGGGUUUGUACUAAGUUCCAGUGUUACUAGCUCAUUACCAGCGUUUGACUCAUAGGAAUUAAAAUCCCUUCAUGGGUCAUUUGCGAUGUUGCAUUAUUUUAGUUUCUGUUUAUGUUUUUUCAAAUUAAGUGGAGAGUAUUCAUGUAAAAAAAAAACUGGAAAAAGAAAAAUGAAAUGUUCUUAUUGAUAGUAAUACUUUUUAUUUUAGAGAUUUAAUAAAAGGUCUGUGACCUAUAGCAUUAAUUAUUAGAGUGCCCACUCUUCUCUGCUCCCCUUCCAGUUUUCUUUGCCUUUCUGCUCCUGUCCUGUUUUUGUGUUGUUGCCAUUGUUUUGCUUUUGGAGGAAGCACUGUCCCUUCUCACGUGCCAUCUGUGGUUGGUUCUGGCAUUUUGUCCCCACUGUCUUCUCCUGGUGAACUUCAUACCUGCUGGCCACCCUGCAGUAGUAUAAAUUGUGAAUUAAAAUAAUUUUGCUAUUUUGGAGUAUACUGAGAAAACUAGCAGGUUUUGUUUGUUUUUGCCGUCUUAUCUGUGGUAAGAGACUCCUAGUAUGAGUAGAAAUGGCUGUUUAUUAUUGAUAAUACGUAGAGGUUUUCAGAAAAAUUAGUACAAAGACGAGUGAAACUAAAAUCUAGAGCACUUAAUUGCCUCUGUUUUCAGUCUUGGUUCUCGACUUCACCUUUCUCUGGCCUGUAUUUGGCCUUCUGCAGCCAUCCCUAAGUUACAGACACGAGCGGUUAGGUUUCCGGGGGAAGCUGCGGUGCCUCUUGAGUUUUGGAUUUGCACACUGUCAGCUGUUGUCUGGCUCAAUGAUGCUGAAUAAGCCACUGCCAGGAAAGAGCAGCCAGCCAGAUGAGGAGACUGAGCCUCCCAACUGCCCAACAAGGCGUGUCCAUCCUGAGCACGCCAACCAGGCCCAGGGGACAUGUGCUGAUGCCCCGCGUUCCCUGGGACUCUGCACGGUGCGGUCCUACCGAUGGAAGCAGUUGGGGUUUGUAUUUGCCACUUCUUUGAUGGUUACUUGCGUGUCCAUUGCUGGCAACGGACUUCGUCAUUAAAACCUGACUCCUAGGUUAAGGGAGCUGCACUGUGGUUUAUUUUUUACUUACCUGGAUAAACUAACCUGUCAUAGAAAUAUACUUUGGUUAAUUCUGAACUGUGUGGUUUUUAAACAAAAUAAUCUUAAAAGCAAUACAGAAUUGUGAUUUAUUAAUUUUAAAUUAAAGUGUUCAGAUCAUGUUGAAAGAACAGUUAUAUCUGAAUCAAGAUGGAUGGUGUUUUAAUGAUUGCCUUUUGUAUUCACCCUUUCGAUGAUCACUUUAGAAUUCCUAUUUAAAUCUGAAAGUUACCUUAGUAGUCCUCAUGUAUUAUUAAAACAAUAUUAGUAUAGGUCUUAUUUAUUAUUUUGUAGACUUUCUGGUGGUCCUAAAGGUAUCUUUUGCUCUUGUUUCUUUUGCUGCUAUUAGGGAACAGUUAAAAUUGGGAAACCGUGCAGAUACUGAACAUUCUACCCGCCUAGAAUAGUAAACCAGGAAAGCGGUUGUGCAGCCUGAGACACGUGGCUAUCAAGUUCUGACUUCUUGUGUUGAGUGCCUGGCACCAAGCAUGAAUUCUCUUCCUUAAGCUGCUUAAAACUUACCUUGUAGCCACCAGUCUUAAACUUGUGCCUAUAACAAGCAGUUGUAAACUACCUACCUAUGAAUAUUUCUCCUUGAGACUCCCCUUAAAGCCACAUUUGUUUGCACAUAAUGUGUUCUAGCCAGAGUAAUUUUAGAUCUGACUUUAGAUCUGAACAGGCAGCAACUGUAAAAGCUGAAAAAAAGUCGGUGCUUAAAAGAAUUUGCAUUAAUUAUAGAAUCUAACAUUUUCAAAUGCAUUGAGACCCAUGUCCAGUUAAAUGAGGGUGUGUUGCUGAUUAUAGCUAAAAUAGAACCAAAUACUAAUUUAUAGUGGAAUUUCUUGGUAAUAUAAAAAGCAGGUUGUCUGCCUUGUCUCUGUGACCCCUGCAAUAGAUACUUAAGCAGUUAAAGUUGGUUUUUGUAUAGCAUGUGCAUACACGUGUGCAAGAAAGAAAUACACACACAUGCUUUUUUCCCUCGCCCAGCACAUUUCUUCAACAUUAGCUGAGAUGCUGUGUUUCAUGCCGUUGGAGCCACUGGGUCAGCCUUUGGCCCGGCUUUGAAAGAACUGAAGUCUUUCUCACACACCAUGCUAGGACAAUUCCAGGAAGAUGGGCAGAAGGACAUGUAUGAUAAGCCUUGUCAUUCUACUUUACGAAACAAUUGUAUUUUAAUUCAGCAUCUUUGUUUGGAAUGUGUUGCCGCGCACCUCCCCCAAAACCCCAUUUUGCUAGAUAGAAAUGCAGUUAAAAUAGCCUGUUUUGUUUUCAAAUUUUAUGUUUUCUUCUAUUAGUUUUAAUUCCAUUCAAUUAUUUAAUUGUUACAUUAACAUUAACUGCUGUAUUUGAUGGCUUCAUUCAAUAAUUUUGUUCUUCAGGGCUAGAAAUAAACUUUUUUAAUGUUUA
This is a messenger RNA of Cavia porcellus (domestic guinea pig), 5443 nucleotides long. RefSeq names its product p21 (RAC1) activated kinase 2 (gene Pak2). The record is from RefSeq and is a predicted model, not a curated record. NCBI's taxonomy places the organism in Eukaryota, Metazoa, Chordata, Mammalia, Rodentia, Caviidae. Gene Ontology annotation, cellular component: cytoplasm. The transcript is spliced from 15 exons. Gene Ontology annotation, molecular function: ATP binding; protein serine/threonine kinase activity. Gene Ontology annotation, biological process: regulation of MAPK cascade; protein phosphorylation; regulation of axonogenesis. The coding region runs from base 162 to 1736 and encodes 524 amino acids.